AUGGCUUCGAAUUUUCGGGAAUAUGAUCUAUCUGGUGAAGGGGAUCAGUCUUUAGAGGCAUCGAGUGACGGAAAUGAGUCUACUGAGGAGAAUGAUACAUUAGCGAUACCUGAACGUGAUACCUCAAUUGACUUCUCCCAAUAUUAUUUGAGUAAGGAGUUAGAUGACGAAGAUCACUUUGAAGGACUUGUGCCCAUUUUAUCAAGAUUAAAGAAAAAAGAGGUAUGGUUCAUAAUUGGAGGGAAGCCAAUUCGAUUUGGUAUGAAGGAGUUCGCUGUGAUUAUCGGACUGAAUUGUAGAAAAUAUGCCACUGAUAAGGCUUUAUACGAGGAAAAGAAGGCAAAAGAUUUUUUAGAUGUAGUGAUGAAUAAAUAUAGCAAUCUAAUUGGAAAUGAUUUGAAGAAAAAGCUGGAAAGUAAUAGAUUGGACGCUCAAACAAAGUUGAAGAUCGCUAUGGUGUGGUUUGUUCACUCUUUUUUAUGUGUUGGUGAUCCAAAGCGAAUUGUUGAUAUUGAGACGAUGCAAAUGGUGACAAAUUGGGAUUGCUUUAAUGCAUAUCCUUGGGGUAGACGUUCUUUUGAGAUGACAAUUGAGUCCUUCUUAGAUGUAAACUUGAAGAAAAAGUCUGCACAAUGGAAGGAAAAUAAAUCUAAAUCUAAAGGUUAUGGCUUGCAAGGAUUUCCCUGGGCUUUUAUGGUGUGGGCUUUUGAAGCGAUUCCUAUAUUAGGAGAAGCUUUUGGACAACCAUUAACAAAAUCUCCCUAUUCAUUAUUUCCAAGAUUGAUUCGAUGGUAUGGUAAAAAGAAGACACCCCCUGAUUAUCAAACUUUCCUAUCACUUUUGAGUCAAAAAAAAUAUUUGGUAAAUUGGGAGAAUUUGGAAGAUGAAGUAGAUGAGAAUAUUGAUCGGUUGACAAAAGCAGUUGAUGGUGUGACACAAUUGAUCAAGUGUUCCCUCGAAAGGCCUGAAUUUUCGGUUGCUGUGGAUCAUGGAAGGCAUGAAACUGGUUUUAGAAGACAACCUUCAAUGGGAGUUACUGAAGAUACUAAUGUAUUGAACAAACUUUCUCAGCUUGUUAAAUUCUGUAAAGAGAUGCUCGAUGAGAUGAAAGUUCAGAACAAGAAGUUGCAUGAUAAAAUGGAUGGUUUAGAUGUAAAAUUUGAUAAUUUGACUGGUAUAGUAGAUGAAUUGCGUGUUCAAGUAGAAAAUUUAAGCAAAAAUAAGUCUAAUUUGACGGUGGACGAUGAACAAACAAGUCCAUUGGAAAAAGCGGUAACUGUUGAGGAUGAAAAGAAAGAAAACAAUGUAGUUGAGAAAGAUGCUGCUAUUAAAUUUCCGAAAGAAGGCACUACAAAAGCGAAACGAGCUAGAAAAACUAACCCGAAAUACAAUUUUCUUAUGAAAUGGAGGUUGGAAAAAAGAAAGUAA
This is a messenger RNA of Capsicum annuum, 1428 nucleotides long. RefSeq lists its product as uncharacterized. The transcript is spliced from 5 exons. The coding region runs from base 1 to 1428 and encodes 475 amino acids. The record is from RefSeq and is a predicted model, not a curated record. NCBI's taxonomy places the organism in Eukaryota, Viridiplantae, Streptophyta, Magnoliopsida, Solanales, Solanaceae.